AUGACCACCAUGACAGACGUUCUCAUCAACACCAAAGGAGAGAUCAAACUCUGUGACUUUGGCUUGAGCAAGGAGCUGGACCUUAUCCGCUCGGUGGCGGACACCUAUGUGGGUAGCAUGUUGUACAUGUCACCCGAGCGACUUGAUCCCAAGGGGUUUCCACACGCUGACCGCUGUCAGGGCGACGUGUGGGGCCUCGCGUUGACCGUGGCCGAGGUCGCGUUGGGACGCUUUCCCCUUGUUCAGGACGAGAAAAAGUUGUCCACCAUGCGCGAGCUGGAAUGCGUGCUGAUGACGCUACAAGCGUCCAGUCCCGUCUUACCCAGUAUGCCGGCGCUCGAAUCGCUCCUCGGAGACUGCAUCAAGACUGAUCCGGCGCAGCGAGCGACCAUCUCGGCCCUGUUGGAGCGCCCCUGUCUGCAGGACGUAUCCCGAGACCCCCUUCUUCUUUGGCUACGUGCUGCUGGAUAUCAGGAUGAGCUGCUCGAGGCCCCUACCGCUACAGAAAGCUCGUGA
Molecule: messenger RNA, 516 nt
Organism: Monosiga brevicollis MX1
Lineage: Eukaryota; Choanoflagellata; Craspedida; Salpingoecidae
Exons: 1
Coding region: 1-516 (171 amino acids)
Biological process (GO): protein phosphorylation; MAPK cascade
Molecular function (GO): MAP kinase kinase activity; ATP binding
Source: RefSeq, a predicted model, not a curated record